AUGAUCUCAGAAAACAUGGAAGCUCAAGAUCAGAUGGAGUUAAAAUACAGUGCAAGUGGUGAGGUGGGUGGCCUGGAGCUAUGCAUUGUGUGUGGUGACAGGGCUUCUGGUAGACAUUAUGGUGCUAUUAGUUGUGAAGGUUGUAAAGGCUUCUUCAAGCGCUCAAUACGCAAAAAAUUAGGCUAUCAAUGCCGUGGAAGUAUGAAUUGCGAAGUAACGAAACAUCACCGGAACAGGUGUCAAUACUGCAGGUUGCAGAAAUGCCUUGCAUGUGGCAUGCGGAGUGACUCGGUCCAACAUGAGAGGAAGCCGAUAGUGGACAAAGCAAAGGGGGAGCCAAGAGAUGCAACCAUGCAUGAAAGACCAGGAGCCGUCUAUUCAAAGUUGCUGGGUUUGGCAGGACAGGCGCAGGCUGCACAGAUCAAUCCAAAAGAGGAGCCCACCGAUGCCUUCAGUGCCGUUUCGCCUUCCGCCCCUGCCUUGAACUUUGCAUUAGCUGCAGCGGUUGCCUUCAACAAAGGCAACCCAGUCUCCCCGUACCUCAAUCCUGGCGGCCAGGGCGAUAUCGAGGGCGCCAGGAGACAACAGCUGAUGCUGCAAACGCAGCUGGCGAAGAACCUCUUCAAAAUGGGCCAAUUUGGUGCGAUAAACGAGUACCUGCAGUCAGCGUACGGUGCCUCCCCACCAGAGGUCCCCUUGCCAGGAUUGCACGCAGCUGACACGCAACAGUCUGAAGGUUCGGAAGCCGGAAUCCUCAGCACGGCGGAGUCGCAGCGGCUGGCGCUGAGCCUGCCGACGGGCGCUCCGCCCCCCCUGCGAUUACACGCAGCCUGCGAGGCGGGCGCCCGCUUGCUGCACGCGCUCGCUCGCUGGACCCUCGCGAUACCAGUCGCCGCAGCGCUGCCGUUCGAGGUCCAGGUGACGCUGCUGAGGAAGUGCUGGCCGGAGCUGUUCGCUCUGGGGCUGGCGAGGUGCUCGCAGCAGCUGCAGCUCGCCGCUCUGCUGCCCCACCUGGCGGCGCACCUGCACCGCGAGCUGCGCGCCAGGAGGGACCCGCACGCGCGCGCUCACAACGCGACCCCCGCACGCGAUGGGCGCACCCCUGAGAUAACAAUAGCUGACUACUCAGAUGAGCGCAUAUCCGAAGUCAGCACUAUGCUGUCUCGCUUGCACCAGUUCAUCAUGAGCAUGGAACAGCUGCGAGUGAGCGAGAGGGAGCAUGCCCACCUAAGGGCACUGUGCCUGUUCUCACCAGACGGCGUACCGGAUUUCCUUACACGCAAGCUGCAAGACUAUCAAGCUAAAGUACUCCGCUCCCUCCGCAAUAUAUGCCAACCGGAUGACGACAGGGCUGCCAUGCUGCUACUACAGCUGCCGGUCCUCAGAAACUUCACGGGAACCUUCAUAGAGGAUGUCUUCUUUGUCGGUUUCGUUGGCGAUGUCUCCAUCGACGAGAGUUUAGGGUUGUUAAAUAAUUGUCAUAAUAGUAAAGUUGCGUCCGUGAUUGCAAAACUGAAAAUCAACAGAAGCUAUAUCAAAAGAGAAGAUCUUAAAAUUUGUGUUAUUGGUGCAGACACAAAAACAGUCAGAAGAGUACAAGGGCUGCAGAAAACUUCAAAA
Iphiclides podalirius (scarce swallowtail) is the source of this 1620-nucleotide messenger RNA. NCBI's taxonomy places the organism in Eukaryota, Metazoa, Arthropoda, Insecta, Lepidoptera, Papilionidae. The record is from the annotation of a GenBank genome assembly.